CAUACGCUCCCCUAGCUCCAUUUCUUGUUGUUUUAUAGCCAGCAUAUAGGAACUUUACCCCCCUCAAGAUCAAUUCGAAAAAUCUGGAAUUCAAAUUUUGUCCUGCCAGAGAUUUCCACUGUCAUUUCAAAGAUCCAGUCUUUUUUCAUUUUUCUGUUUGGAUUUCUCUUGUGGGUGGGGGCUUCUUGGAUUUUUGUUUUCAGUCUGGGAAAACCCUCAAAUUCCAGUUUUUUUUCCCUUCGUUUCCCUGUCUUCAAAUUUCAACACUACUGUUCUAGAGGUAGUAGUCUGGUGGUUGGCGUUUCCCAAGUUGUUCUUCUGGAUCUUCACUCAAAGAUUGUAGGGUUGACAGAGUCGUAUAAGAUUUGUUGAGAUGGAGAAGAGAAAAUGGCUAUGGAAAAGGAAGUCUUCUGACAAGGGCUCGGGCGAAAUUGAAAGCUCAUAUGAGCAGGACGCAACGAAGGAAUCAUCCCUUGAUCAUCACGAUGAAAAGUCGCCUGAAGUUACCUCAAAGUCUGCUUCCACAGAUGACGAUGAAGUUAAGGAAAGUCUAAAAUGUCUGACAACAAAGUUAUCAGCUGCCCUUGUUAAUGUUAGUGCCAAAGAAGACCUGGUUAAGCAGCAUGCCAAAGUUGCCGAAGAAGCUGUCGCAGGCUGGGAAAAGGCAGAAAAUGAGGUAGCUGCUUUAAAAGAGCAACUGGAUGCAGCAGUUCAGCAUAAUGUGCAGCUUGAUGGAGCUCUCAAGGAAUGUGUCAAGCAGUUGAGAAAUGCCAAAGAUGAGCAGGAGCAAAGGAUUCAAGAAGCCAUAUUAGAGAAGGCCAUGGAAUGGGAAUCCAGCAGGGAUGCUCUAGAGAAAGAGCUGGUUGAGCUCCGGUUAAACGCGUACCCUAUACCUGCUCAUCAUGAUAUUCUCCAGAAGCUUGAACUCCUGGAGAAAGAGAACACAAGUCUCAAACUUGAACUCUUUUCUCUGACCAAGGAGUUAGAGGUUAGGACAAUUGAGAGGGACUUGAGCACCCAAACUGCAGAAACAGCUAGCAAACAGCAGCUUGAAAGCAUAAAGAAGUUUGCGAAACUUGAGGCAGAGUACAGAAGAAUGCAACAAGCACAGUCUCGUGAAUCAUCUGCAUGCCAUGGUAAAAAAUCUUGGGAUAGCCAAACUGAGAGUGGCGAGCACAAUCCGUGUGGCUCAGACUGCUGGGCUUCAGCAUUGAUUGCUGAGCUUGAUCAGUUCAAGAAUGGCAAGUCCUCAUUCAAGAAUAUAGCUUCUGUCCCUGUAGAAAUUGACAUUAUGGAUGACUUUCUUGAAAUGGAAAGACUUGCAUCGUCUCUAGGUGACGGCAAGAGUGAAAAGGCCGACGUGUCGCCCCAAGCUACUUCCCACACAUCUUCCAGCAUAGAGGAUCAAUCAGCAGCAGAACUCCAGACUACGAUUCAUGGUGUGGAGGAACUAGAGAAGAAGUUAGAGACAAUUGAAGCUGAGAAAACGAAACUGGAAGGCGCAUUGAGUGAUACCCAAGAUGCCCUUAAGGCAUCUCAGUUGCAGUUUAAGGAUGCAGAAAUCAUGCUGGAGGUGUUGCUAAAGGAGCUAUCCGCAGUGAAUGAGUCUAAAGAAAUGCUGGAGUCUUUGAGGUCAGAUGCUGAUAGAGAACACUCCUUAUCUACAGAUAUGACACAGAAAAUGGGAAGAAAAACUGAAGAAGUUGAGCUUAAUCAAGCUUCAAGUUUAUGUUCAAGUGAGGAACCGAAAGUGAAACAGGAAGUUUUAGAUGUGGCUGCCACCAAGCUAGCUGAAUGCCAGAAAACGAUUGCAUCCCUCGAAAGGCAGCUCCAAUCACUGGCCACAUUGGAAGAUUUCUUGACAGAUGCCCCAAAUCUUCAAGGGCUCUCUGGUGGUGGGGCCGACCUGUGGAAGACACAUUUGGAUGAGACAUUUGCCCAAAAACUUGACUCAGAUCAUCUGGAAAUUUCAGAUCAAAACUCCAGCAAUUCCACAAAUGAAGGAAACUAUGAGGAGUCCCCCAUGUCAUCCUCUUCGUCGGAUUCAUCAGCAGCCAAUCAUGUCAGCAGUUCCAGAGGAAAGAAUGGGUUUGGUAAGCUGUUUUCUAGGAGUAAGGGUAGAAUCCAGCCUUAGAUAUAUGUAUAGGCUGUGGAAAAUGUUGUUGUUGAACUUUGAUCUGUAAAACUUGUGAAUUGGUUAAAGCCAUUUUAGCCAUAGUCUGUUCUAUUAUGGGGUGGCAUUAGAACCCACAUUAGUUAUAGCUUGUAAAAACUCUAAAGUGAAAUUUAUUUCCAAUAGGACUAAAACAUAGUCCAUUUU
Molecule: messenger RNA, 2320 nt
Organism: Cuscuta campestris
Lineage: Eukaryota; Viridiplantae; Streptophyta; Magnoliopsida; Solanales; Convolvulaceae
Source: the annotation of a GenBank genome assembly